Messenger RNA from Hermetia illucens (black soldier fly), 1622 nucleotides. RefSeq lists its product as uncharacterized. NCBI's taxonomy places the organism in Eukaryota, Metazoa, Arthropoda, Insecta, Diptera, Stratiomyidae. The record is from RefSeq and is a predicted model, not a curated record. Bases 248 to 1300 code for a protein of 350 amino acids. The transcript has 4 exons.
AAUUUCACUCUUGAGCAUAUGUCAUCCUGUUUGGCUAAAUACCUAGUUAUAUUUUUAUUACUCUAAAAAUCAAUGAAAAUAGUCUACCAAAAAAUUUAUGGUAUAAUUUCAAAUGAAAGUUCAAAUGUAAAACAAAAUUCAGGAUAGCUUCCGAACAGAAUUCACGGCAAGCAAUUAUAAAACCUAACAAGGCAGGCAAGUCACAAGUCAACAUAAUAGGAACCAACUAGUUUGGAAAGCGAAGAAAAUGAGUCAUUUAUUUCGUGCCUUAAAGAAAAUCCCGAAAAUCCCUUCAAACUCUCAACCACCGAUAAGUCAUUUUGAAUCUGAUGAAACAACUGCCAAGAAAUCAAAGGAUCCAGAAGCCUCGCAAACUGUCGAAAAUCUACCGUUUUCGGACCUAAUUGACGAAAAUAGUCCUGCAGUAGAAAUCACUAAGGAGGCUAAAGAAGAUCUUGUGAUUGAUAGCUCAGUUGAAGAUUUGAAACUGUUUUGUGAUAAAUUAGAUGAUUUUAUUGAGAAAUCACAGAAUAUUUUGGAUAAGGCAUAUGCGAAUGAUGCACAAAGGGUGCUGCAGCGCCGUUUGAAAAAUAGCGUUACAGAACUUUUAAAUAUUCAGAACCAGGUUAAAACAAUAGUAGAUAAUAUUAAAUCAGUGAAGAUGCAGAUAACCGCUGUUAGAAAUAAUAUUGAGGAUCACAAAAAUAAGCUCAACACAUUGAAAGCUGAAGAACGUCGCACUCGCUUCCUUUUAGCGCAUGAAACUAAUAAACGCGAAAAGAACGCCAGAAAUCAAGAGAAAUGUAUAAGCAGAAAUCGGGAGUCCAGCCUACCCAAGUAUUACAUAACGUCAAAUAGUGGUGGAACUUCUCGUCCCGCAGCUGGACGUACUACUUUUAUCUCGAUUCCUGCAGGCGCAGAAAAUGAAAGUAACAGCAACAAUAGCAACUUUAUUGCCCCAAAUCGUCCACCGAGAAAUUCAAAUCGUACCCUCGCUACCACAGUUAAACGCGUCAAGGCAAUACGGGCAAAAAAGGAUUCUAUGAUCCCCCUGCCGCAAAGCGAUCCAAAUGGUGUAACAAUAUUUUUACGACCCAUUAAUGAGUCGGACAGACGUGACAAUUUGCAUAAUGCUCCAAGCCAUCAUAGUACCCCCAGCACUUCAAUUGUUAAUUUUCCGUGGUUCAAUAAUAAUCCCCCGGACCAGACGCACUCUGACACUGCCACGAAUUCUGUCGUUUCUGCCUCGAAUUCGCUAUUUGUUUUUAGUUCGAGUGGUCGCUUUGAUGACUUGGACUAGAAAUAUUGUUACUCAGAUGAAAAACGCAAGGACGAAUUGCUAAGUAUUGGGAAAAACAGAAUAUCAAUAAGAUACUCGUGGAUAGAUUGGUAUCAAGAAGUUAACAGGCUUUCUAAGAAGUCACGAGAAGGGGCUGAAAAUCUACUACAAAUUAAAGCAAGCGUCGGAUAGAUCCUCGACACUGCAAAGGGCAGAAGUUACGAUGGCAUCAUGAGUGACUGACUGAGCUACCCUCACAAAUCAAAUAAAGCAAAUCACAAUUUCAGAAACAAUAAAUUUGAUUUAGUUUAUAAAUCAGAUCGUUUUCAUUCUAUGCAGAAAU